This is a messenger RNA of Mercenaria mercenaria, 1248 nucleotides long. Its product is annotated as acetylcholine receptor subunit beta-like. Gene Ontology annotation, biological process: monoatomic ion transmembrane transport; nervous system process; signal transduction. The record is from RefSeq and is a predicted model, not a curated record. Gene Ontology annotation, molecular function: neurotransmitter receptor activity; transmembrane signaling receptor activity; extracellular ligand-gated monoatomic ion channel activity. NCBI's taxonomy places the organism in Eukaryota, Metazoa, Mollusca, Bivalvia, Venerida, Veneridae. Gene Ontology annotation, cellular component: neuron projection; synapse; membrane. The transcript has a single exon. The coding region runs from base 1 to 1248 and encodes 415 amino acids.
AUGGUUGCAACACAUGUCUUGCUUGUAGAAACGAUGCUCAUUUUGUCUGCAUUUGGCCAAAAUGAUUCGGUUUGGCAAUAUCAACGGCUCUACAAUCAUCUUGAGAAAAAAUUGUAUGGUAAACUUCGACCAGUACUUGACCAGUCCAAACCAGUUAUAGUGGUUGUUGAUGCUCAGCUUCUAGGCGUUCAGGAACUGCACGAAAAGGAGCAGUUGUUGCAAUCAACGAUUGCCCUAAGCUGCCGUUGGAAGUACGAAACUUUGGCAUGGAACACAUCAAAAUAUGGUGGAAUUAAAAGAAUAAAAUUUUCACCAAGAGAUGCUUGGAUACCUGACCUUACUGUAGGCAACUCUGUAGACGCAUUGUUUGUGUUAACAGAGACCAAUGACAACAUGAACAGAAUAAUCGUCACAAGUAAUGGAGACGCCACGUGGGAUACAGGGGGUAAUGUGCUUACAGCUUGUCAUAUGGACAUCAUUAAAUAUCCGUUUGAUACUCAAACUUGCAAUAUCAUAAUUGGUAAAUUGGAAUUUGACAGUGAAGUAUACAUAACAUCAAAUAAUGUCAAUGCUAUAUCGGAAAUGUAUGAGGAAAAUGGCGAAUGGAUGUUGGAAAGUGCAAUAGUAGAGCAGAGAUUGCUUUAUCAUGACGUUACCAACCUUUAUAUCAAAUUAACUCUAUCGCGACAUUCGUUCUUUUACAUUCUAAACGUUAUAUUACCCGUGGUUCUUCUGUCAUUUAUGAUGGUGUUAAGUUUUAAGAUACCACCGGCUAGUGGGGAGCGUUUAGGCUACAAUACCGCUUUGUUACUGACCUUCGUUGUGCUGCUUAACCUGGUCGGUGACUCUAUGCCAAGGGUAUCAAAACAUGUAUCAUACCUACAACUGUAUGUAAACUAUCAGCUUACUAUUGCCGUGGUUGUUACCGCGCUUUCUGUCUUGUUGGUAAACUUUGCACACACUCGAAACGAGGCCAACGUUCCUGCUAUUGUCAAACUUUACUACAAGUGUUGUAGAAAGAGGAACAAAGCCGUCAACUUUACAAACUUAGAAGAAGUUUCCAAGACAGGGAAAACUGAGGCAGUGAAAGAAGGGGUGAUGAAAGCAGAGUCAACUUUCUGCUCGGAGACUGACUUGCUCGUAGAUAAAGAGAUCGUGUUGCAGCAUAUUGGAAACACUCUUUCAUGGGUUUUUGCGACAAUGUUUAUAAUGUCGACAAUUUUGUUCUUCAUUGUCGUUCUAAUUUAG